Molecule: messenger RNA, 3197 nt
Organism: Phacochoerus africanus (Common warthog)
Lineage: Eukaryota; Metazoa; Chordata; Mammalia; Artiodactyla; Suidae
Gene: HNRNPA3
Product: heterogeneous nuclear ribonucleoprotein A3
Exons: 11
Coding region: 79-1218 (379 amino acids)
Molecular function (GO): RNA binding
Source: RefSeq, a predicted model, not a curated record
UCACGUGGCCACUGGCCCCGCCUCUUCCUCUCGGUCCCAUAUUGAACUCGAGUUGGAAGAGGCGAGUCCGGUCUCAAAAUGGAGGUAAAACCGCCGCCCGGUCGCCCCCAGCCCGACUCCGGCCGUCGCCGCCGCCGCCGGGGGGAGGAGGGCCAUGAUCCAAAGGAACCAGAGCAAUUGAGAAAACUGUUUAUUGGUGGUCUGAGCUUUGAAACUACAGAUGAUAGUUUAAGAGAACAUUUUGAGAAAUGGGGCACACUUACAGAUUGUGUGGUGAUGAGAGACCCCCAAACAAAACGUUCCAGGGGAUUUGGUUUUGUGACUUACUCUUGUGUUGAAGAGGUGGAUGCAGCAAUGUGUGCUCGACCACACAAGGUUGAUGGACGUGUAGUGGAACCAAAGAGAGCUGUUUCUAGAGAGGAUUCUGUAAAGCCUGGUGCCCAUCUAACAGUGAAGAAAAUUUUUGUUGGUGGUAUUAAAGAAGAUACAGAGGAAUACAAUUUGAGAGACUACUUUGAAAAGUAUGGCAAAAUUGAAACCAUAGAAGUUAUGGAAGACAGGCAGAGUGGGAAAAAGAGAGGAUUUGCUUUUGUAACUUUCGAUGAUCAUGAUACAGUUGAUAAAAUUGUUGUUCAGAAAUACCACACUAUAAAUGGGCAUAAUUGUGAAGUGAAAAAGGCCCUUUCUAAACAAGAAAUGCAAUCUGCUGGAUCACAGAGAGGUCGUGGAGGGGGAUCUGGCAACUUUAUGGGUCGUGGAGGAAACUUUGGAGGUGGUGGAGGCAACUUUGGCCGUGGCGGAAACUUUGGUGGAAGAGGAGGUUAUGGUGGUGGAGGUGGUGGCAGCAGGGGUAGUUAUGGAGGAGGCGAUGGUGGAUAUAAUGGAUUUGGAGGUGAUGGUGGCAACUAUGGUGGUGGUCCUGGUUAUAGUAGUAGAGGAGGCUAUGGUGGUGGUGGACCAGGAUAUGGGAACCAAGGUGGUGGAUAUGGUGGCGGUGGUGGAGGAUAUGAUGGUUACAAUGAAGGAGGAAAUUUUGGAGGUGGUAACUAUGGUGGCGGUGGGAACUAUAAUGAUUUUGGAAAUUAUAGUGGACAACAACAAUCAAAUUAUGGACCCAUGAAGGGGGGCAGUUUUGGUGGAAGAAGCUCGGGCAGUCCCUAUGGUGGUGGUUAUGGAUCUGGUGGUGGAAGUGGUGGAUAUGGUAGCAGAAGGUUCUAAAAACUGAGCAGAAAAGGGCUACAGUUCUUAGCAGGAGAGAGAGCGAGGAGUUGUCAGGAAAGCUGCAGGUUACUUUGAGACAGUCGUCCCAAAUGCAUUAGAGGAACUGUAAAAAUCUGCCACAGAAGGAACGAUGAUCCAUAGUCAGAAAAGUUACUGCAGCUUAAACAGGAAACCCUUCUUGUUCAGGACUGUCAUAGCCACAGUUUGCAAAAAGUGCAGCUAUUGAUUAAUGCAAUGUAGUGUCAAUUAGAUGUACAUUCCUGAGGUCUUUUAUCUGUUGUAGCUUUGUCUUUUUCUUUUUCUUUUCAUUACAUCAGGUAUAUUGCCCUGUAAAUUGUGGUAGUGGUACCAGGAAUAAAAAAUUAAGGAAUUUUUAACUUUUCAAUAUUUGUGUAGUUCAGUUUUUCUACAUUUUAGUACAGAAACUCUAACAAAAUGCAGUUUUGAAGGUGUUUCCUUGUGAGUUAACAAGUAAAGAAGAUCAUUGUUAAUUACUAUUUUGUAUGAAUUUUGCUAAAGUUAACUGUAAAGAAACACCUGCUGACUUGCAGUUUAAGGGGAAAUUUAUUCUCCCCAUUUCCAAACCAUGAAAUGAGUGGGCUCUGACAUGUGGAGAGAAUAGAUAUUUGUAUGUUUGCAAUGUGUGUUUUAGAUAAUAGAAUUGGGUAUUUAAAUUAGCAUAUUUGUGAAUUUAAUAGCAUUAAGAUUUACCUUCAAAUGAAAAAUCUCAAAAUUCCUAUUUGGUUUUUGUGCAUUUUCUUUAAAAAUGUAAUCAUAUGAUUUUAGUGUAUUAGCUUUGCUGAGAGUCCUAGCUGUGUUUAGAACAUCUCCAUUCUGCAUUCACCUUGGUCACAUGUGAACUGCUCCCAUAGUUUUAUUUGGGUGUAAAGGAUGUCUGCUGCCCUCUGUUUAAAUUUGGGAAAGGGGUAGUGAAUGUUUUCCCCUUCCUCCUAUCUUAUAAAACAUUUUUUAAAAUUUUCAGAUACAGGACCACUAAGCCUGCUACAUCUGAGCAAAUUAGUGGCUGCCUUUUUUUUCCUUUUUAAAGCACAAGAGGCCCUUAAAUCUUUGGUUAUUUUCCUUGGUUUAAUAUAUAUUUUUUUGAUACACGCUCUCAGAGCAAGAGAAUAAAAAUCAUGCAUUGUUGAACUCUUAACUGGCUGGCAUGCUUUCCUGUUUGUACCCUGUGCAUUUUACUGGAUGGAACCAAGGAUAGUCUAGAUAUAAUCAUCACAAAUGACUUAACUGCAUUAGAAGUGUAGCACAGUUGCUUAGUACAAAUAAGCUUUUUACUUCCCAGAGACCUGAAUUCAAAUUUGGAUAGUCAGAGUUGUAUUCACUUAAAAUCCCAAAGAACACACUGUUAUUCCAUGUGUAUGCUUGAACCUAAAUCAUGUUGGUAUGAAUUAACAAUUUGUUUGGAAGACCCUGGUUGAGAAGAGUUUUAGGUAAUAAGGUCAUAUAUAUAAAAACCAACGUCUACUGUUUUGCGCCAGCUAGUGCUUACAAUCUCAUUCGAGCCCUAAGUAUGUGCCCUGCUGUAAUUAUUUCUUUGGCAGUUGAACGUUGAAUUUGAGAUUCUUAUUUUUGUUUUAAGAAGUACUAAGCAAAACAAGCAAUAAAAGGGGGGAUGGGGCGUGCUAGUGUUUGAAUAUGCUCUCUUGUUGCUCUAAUUCUGUGCCUCUGUGCAUUAAUAUUUGGAUGCAUGCAAUGCCAGCAUGGAAAUUGGUCUUCACAGACACUGCAGUUUUCCAGAAAACACUCACAAACCAAUAAAUGUAACAGACAACAUUCCAUUUGUUAAUGGACAUAUGUGAAUAAGCAGUGUAGAAAAUAGGCUAAUUAUUAGAAAAUGGUUAAGUCGUUAACAACUUCAAGUGUGGUUAUAUAAAUGGACACUGUCAAUGUUCAUAACUUAAGCCUGGGUACAUGGUCAAAGUAAUGCUUGGGAAACAUUAAAAUUAAGCUAAAUUGUC